AUGACGCAGAGAUCUGCUCGAGGCUUAAUUCAGCCAGCCAGAGCAACUCGUUCAUCAAUAAAUGCUGGUAUGAAAUCCAGAAUGAGUGCUAAUGCUAAUCCAACAUUUGCUAGAGUUCCAUUAGGUGAAAUUAAAGGUCCGGUUUCCUGCUAUUUGGGAUCCAAACCAGCUGCUGUUGAAAAGGGCAUCCCAAGUGUGCAGCUUCCCAAUGUUAGAAUUGGAGAUAAAAAGAAUGCUCAAGAUUGCACAGAAUAUGAUCUUGAGAUCUACAAUUAUAUGAGAAGUGUUGAGAAUGAAAACCUUCCUCAACCAUCAUUAUUUGAGAAUCAGUCGAAUAUUACACCAAAAAUGCGAUCAACUCUCAUUGAUUGGAUUGUCGAAGUACACAAAAAGCAAAACAUGCAUACGGAUACACUUUUCUACAUUGUUGCUUACAUAGACAGAUACUUGAUGGAGAGAGACCUUGAUAAGAGCAAAUUCCAACUACUUGGCUCAGCAGCCAUCCUUUUGGCAGCUAAAACGGAAGAAAUUUAUCCACCAAAGUGCGAAAAAUUAGUUCACUAUGCUGGUGACUCAUUUACAGUUAUUGGUUUGCAAAGAAUGGAGAUUAAUUUAUUAAAUACUCUUGAAUUCUCUACAACACCAAUCCUAUCUUCCCAAUUCCUCCGUAGAUUCCUUAUUCUUGUGAACUCAGAUAUGAUUUUGAAUAGAUUCGCUCAUUACGUCAAUGAAUCAAUUCUCCUUGACUCAGAGUUCAUUGGAAUUAGUCCUUCAAAAACUGCUGCUGCUAUUCUUUACUAUUCAAUGGUCAUCACUAACAAUAGCACACUUUGGACGAAAGAUCUUGAAAGGCAACUUUGCUAUACAAAGUCAGAACUUUCUCCUGUUGCAAAUAUGAUUCACCUUUCACUCCAAGCAACUGCUGCAUCAAGAUAUCAAGCAAUCAGAAAGAAAUAUGCAACAGAACAGAAUGAGUUUGUUAGUACUAUCGAGUUACCAAAAUUUUUAACAUUGUAA
This is a messenger RNA of Trichomonas vaginalis G3, 1017 nucleotides long. RefSeq names its product cell division. Gene Ontology annotation, molecular function: cyclin-dependent protein serine/threonine kinase regulator activity. Bases 1 to 1017 code for a protein of 338 amino acids. Gene Ontology annotation, cellular component: cytoplasm; cyclin-dependent protein kinase holoenzyme complex; nucleus. The transcript has a single exon. Gene Ontology annotation, biological process: mitotic cell cycle phase transition; regulation of cyclin-dependent protein serine/threonine kinase activity. The record is from RefSeq and is a predicted model, not a curated record. Lineage: Eukaryota; Parabasalia; Trichomonadida; Trichomonadidae.